CAGGCUUUUGUUGAACUUCUGAGUCGCACGUCACUUAGGCGCAUUAUCACCUUACGCUUACCGGGAGCCAUGAGCUACUCAACCGAAGAAAGAGGAAAUCCCAACACUUUGAGCUAUAGGGUGUUUUACAAGGACCAAGAUGGAAAAUACAUUUCGCCGUUCCAUGACAUCCCUAUCUACGCUGAUGAAGCCCAGAACAUUUUCCACAUGGUUGUGGAAGUACCCCGAUGGACAAAUGCAAAAAUGGAGAUUGCCACAAAGGACCCACUUAAUCCAAUAAAACAGGAUGUGAAAAAGGGUAAUUUGCGUUAUGUGGCCAACGUUUUCCCACAUAAAGGGUACAUCUGGAACUAUGGUGCUAUUCCUCAGACAUGGGAAGACCCCAGCCACAAAGACUGCGAUACUGGAUGCUGUGGUGACAAUGACCCAAUUGAUGUCUGUGAAAUUGGCAGCAGGGUAUGCUCACGAGGAGAAGUUAUCAAAGUGAAGGUCCUGGGUGUACUGGCUAUGAUUGAUGAAGGGGAAACUGACUGGAAGGUUAUUGCAAUCAAUGUUGAUGACCCAGAAGCAAAAGACUUGAAUGAUAUUUCUGAUGUUCAGCGACUCAAGCCUGGCUAUCUUGAAGCUACUGUAGAUUGGUUUAGACGGUACAAAGUACCGGACGGGAAGCCUGAAAACCAGUUUGCUUUCAACGGGGAGUUUAAAAACAAGGACUUUGCUAUUAAGACAAUCAAAAGCACCCAUGACUUCUGGAAGGCACUUAUAUCACAGCCGGCCAAAGCAGGAGGUUUGAGCUGUAAAAACACUUGCGUGUCGGAGGCAGGCAGUCCAUUCUGCUUGUCGCUGGAGGAUGCCAAGGCAGCUGUUGAUGGUACAUGUCCCUGUGGUGAUGCAGGAUCCACCAUUCCAGACUCAGUUGACAAAUGGUUCUAUUAUAAGAAGUAACAAGAGGAAAACCCUAAUAGGACCAGUCUGAUUUCACCCAUUAGGAGUAUGCACACAUUAAAGAAAUGAAUGAGUUAACAUGUUUAAAAGAUUAGAGAUUAGCAGGAAAAAGCCAACAGGUCUUGCUAAAUAUAUUUGUUUUAAUUUCAUUUAUUCAGUGUGCUGUUAAAUUGCAUACAGUUUAUGAUUGUUAUCCAAAGUAGCAGUCUGAUUAAACUUGGGUACUAUAAGGUGGCAUCAAUAAAGGUUUUUCUGCUUGUCCCCAUCAA
Molecule: messenger RNA, 1214 nt
Organism: Clarias gariepinus (North African catfish)
Lineage: Eukaryota; Metazoa; Chordata; Actinopteri; Siluriformes; Clariidae
Gene: ppa1b
Product: inorganic pyrophosphatase 1b
Exons: 11
Coding region: 70-945 (291 amino acids)
Biological process (GO): phosphate-containing compound metabolic process
Cellular component (GO): cytoplasm
Molecular function (GO): inorganic diphosphate phosphatase activity; magnesium ion binding
Source: RefSeq, a predicted model, not a curated record